Melospiza georgiana is the source of this 666-nucleotide messenger RNA. It is a transcript of the gene CTCFL, whose product is annotated as CCCTC-binding factor like. The record is from RefSeq and is a predicted model, not a curated record. NCBI's taxonomy places the organism in Eukaryota, Metazoa, Chordata, Aves, Passeriformes, Passerellidae. Gene Ontology annotation, biological process: regulation of transcription by RNA polymerase II. The transcript is spliced from 5 exons. Gene Ontology annotation, molecular function: DNA-binding transcription factor activity, RNA polymerase II-specific; RNA polymerase II cis-regulatory region sequence-specific DNA binding.
AUGGCCCUGACCCUGCGGGACAGCAUCUCCGUGCUCCACGGCUCGGAGCAGCCGCAGACCCAUACAUUGCAAGUAAAGAGUGCAGAAAGCAAGGCGGCAGAAAAACCACUAGGCACGCUCCCGAUGGAGGUACAACAACUGAGACCAUCUGAAGAGGGCGAAGGAAAGGAAGUUUUUUCCACUGUUGGGGAAACAAAGAGUCAGAGCUGCAAAGGGGGUGAUGAUUUGUCAGACUCUUUCAAUGAAAGUAAAGAGCAGGAAUAUCCAACUGCAUCAGAACGAACAGUUGUAAGAAAUCUCAAGAAUCUAAAAUUUGAGGCUGGUGCUCCACAACAGGAAAAAGGAGAAAAGAAAACUUUCAACUGUUUUUUCUGCACGUUCACCUCAGUGAAGUUGUGGAGUCUUAGGCGUCAUCUGAAAACCCAUUCGGGCGAGAAACGUCACGCGUGUCACCUCUGCCCCAAGGCAGCUCUGCUGCACAGCCAUGUCAACACACACACAGGGAACAAACCCCAUAAAUGCAGUGAGUGUGACACAGCCUUUGUGACCUGAGGGGAACUUGCACGACACAGGAGGUACAAGCACACUUUGGAGAAGCCUUUCAAGUGCACAAUAUGUGAAUACUCCAGUGUGGAAGUUGAAUCAGAGUGUGACAGCGUGGUUUGA